Messenger RNA from Brassicogethes aeneus, 2061 nucleotides. The record is from the annotation of a GenBank genome assembly. Lineage: Eukaryota; Metazoa; Arthropoda; Insecta; Coleoptera; Nitidulidae.
AAAACAAUAGUGGGGUUAUAUUUUUGUCAAAAUCUAAUGACUAAUGUCCCACAAGUAGUGUUUAUUUUUAAUGGAAAUAAUGAUUGUUUAAUCCCCUAGCUUAAAAGAACAAUUUGAGGAAACGAUUAACAUCUGUAAUGUAUUGCUCAUAUUAAGAUUAUUUACUUUUUACGACGUAAUUGAAGGCUGAUGUUUGACAGUUAAUAAUGGUUAAUACUUCUUUGGUAAAAUAACAGAUACACCCACCAGUUCUUUGUUUAAAUUUAUUGUGACAUGUGAUUGUUGGAAGGAAAACAGAAUUAAAAUGCUUUCAAUAACAAUAUGCAUCUUGCUAGCACUUUCGUUAGAUCAAACUACAGCAGAAAUAUAUGCUAUACAGUUUGACUCCCAAUUCUAUUAUGAGGAAUUUGAAGAUGUUGAAGCAAUGUUUGGACCCAAAUUAUCUGAAGGAAUUGCUCUAAGAGGAAUGCUUCAUUAUGGAGAGCCUCCUGAAGUGUGUUCAAAGAUAAAGCCACCUCCAAACAAUACUGAAAAUGAAACUGCAAAAUGGUUUAUUCUAUUGCCUAGAUAUACACUUGCUGAAAAUUGUACAUUUGAAGAAAAUGUUCGGUAUGCCCAGGCUGCUGGUUAUGAUGCUGUCAUCAUACACAACAUCCAUUCGAACCAUCUUAUUCCUAUGUCAGCAAAGAACAGUACAGGAAUUAUGAUUCCGUCAGUGUUUGUCAGUGAAUUAUCAGGGUUUACUUUGAAAAUGUAUGCCAAACCCAGUUACUUUAUAGUGAUAACUGGAACAUCCCCAUUUAAUAUACAGACUCAUUUACUGAUACCAUUUGCAAUUGUUGUUGGUAUAUGUUUUAUUGUUAUGAUUGUAUUUAUGAUUGUAAAAUUCAUAAAAGACCGAAGACGGCAGCGACGACACCGAUUGCCGGCUUCAACAUUAAAAAAAAUUCCCACGUGUAAAUUUCAAACGGGAGACCCGUACGAAACUUGCGCCAUCUGUCUGGAUGAUUAUGUAGAAGGCGAGAAACUUCGAGUACUUCCAUGCAACCACGUCUAUCACACGAAUUGCAUCGACCCGUGGCUGACGAAAAACCGGCGGGUGUGUCCGAUAUGCAAGCGAAAAGUUUUCGCGCACGACGAAUCGCACCACGACUCCGACAGCGACUCGGAAGCCGACGACACCACUCCGCUUCUAAACCCGACGACAAACAGGGGCACGCAGGGCGGCACCUUCGACCAGCCACACGAAAAUCCCAUACAAAGAGCCGUAAGAUCCAUCUCGCAACAGUCCGGUGCUGCAAACUUUGUAACGGCCUCCGACCAUCACAGCAUAAACGGAGAGCGCGUAAGUAAUCCUUCCUCAUCUGGAUCUUACAGUAGCGUAAAAUCCGAUGAAAAUGAUUGUGAUAAUUUGGGCGAACUGCACGUUCACACUCAGCCAGAGACUCUUGACGAGACCAAAACAGACAUUAAUGUCUAGAUAGAUAUUCUUAAUUAAUGUUUAAUACACUUUUAUUGAAAGUGAUUGUUUUAAAAGUUAUAUCGAGUUUAUGUACACAUUCUGAUUCUUGUAAAAUAUAAUCCCCGCAAAAAUCUUUUCUUUUUAGACGAGAUCUAAUCUAAUUACAUCCAGUUGCUUGUAGAUACAUAUGUCUAGUCUUGUUCCCUAUCAAGUUUUACGAUUAAUUUUAUGGGUGCUAGCUUAGUUUAAUUAAUAAAAUUUGACAAAUGAUAAACCAAACAGUGACUAUAGCUAAAUUAGCAAAGUGAUAAAAGGGUUCUGUUAUAAAAUUAAUAAAUAAUCUAUAUAAUAUAUGCCAGCCAGUCAAUCUCAAAGAUUUCUUUUUAUGUAUUUACUUACCGCGAUGACUUCUAUUGUAGGUGACAGUGUCGCCUCACAAGUUUAAAUAAUAAUCAUUUAUUUUUCAAUGUAUACUUGUUUAUUUAGAAAUCUGUAUAUAACCAAAAAAUACAAGAAUUAUUAUUUUUUGUAUUAAAUAAGGUAGAUAAAUUCCAUUUUAAAUUGUAUAUAUUAGUUUAAUAAUAAAAAUAUAAUAAGUG